GAGGCUAAAAGCCUUGAAGCAAACGACGACUCUACUUUAGUUUACAAUCAAGAAAGUCGUUGUUUUAAAGGGACCGUCAAUAAAAAACUUGGAUCGCCUUCUCAGGCUGUUGAUUUUCAUUAUGUAGCUCUUUCUCUCGAGAAUACACUUCUAAAAGAUGAUAAACUUAUACAUACACCUUCACAGAAAGACUUUAUCGACGCUGCCACGGAGAUUCAGCUGAGGAUUUCAGGAUGUGAACUCAUACAAAUCUGUGGAAGAUUACUGAAGUUACCUCAAGUGGCCGUGGCUACUGCGCAGAUUUUGUUUCAACGUUUUUAUUAUAAAAAGUCCUUUGUCCAUUAUGAUUUUCAUUACACUGCUUUGGGUUGUAUCUUGUUAGCAGCGAAAAUUGAAGAAUGUCCCGUUCACUGUCGCCCUAUUAUUAAUGUUUAUAAUUAUGUUAAGCAAAAAAGAGAGAAGGGCGCUUCACAAGAAGCUGAAGAGGAGGAUGUUGUUUUUGACAGUCUAUAUUCUGAAGCUUAUUUAAAUGCUAAAAAUAACGUUAUCAAAGCGGAGCGAAGAGUAUUGAAGGAACUCGGCUUCAGCGUCCAUGUUCAGCAUCCUCACAAGUUGCUGAUUAACUACUUGAUGACGUUUUCAUUAUUUGAGAAUCGCGCGCUCGCUCAGAAGGCGUGGAAUUUUAUGAACGAUUCAUUAAGAACUAAUAUAUUCCAAAGAUUUUCACCGAAUGUUAUCGCUGCCAGCAUCAUAUUUUUAUCUACCAGAGUAAUGAACAUUAGUUUACCUGAAGACAAUGAAAUUCGAUGGUGGGACGUUUUUGAAGCGGAUUAUGCUGCUCUUCACAAAUGUGCUAAAGCAAUUCUUCAUUUAUACCAACUUCCUCGAGUUUCGUGGGCCGCGCUGGACGAGGCGCUUAAUCGGGCCAAACAACUCGUGACUCAGCGACUUUUGCAAAAUAAGCAAAAUAAUGCAGAAGUCGUUCCGGUGGAAACUGCCCAUCGCACUGAAUCUUUUGGGAAUUCAAAAAUUCUCGAAGAAAAUGUUUCUCAUUCAAAUUCUAAACACAAAAACAAUAAGGAUUUUGAUCCGCGUCAUUUUCGUUCUUUAUCGAGAAGAGCUACGUCUCCCCACCCUUCGAGGCGGGUCAAGCGUAGAGCUAGUGAAGAGCGACUGAAAUCAAAGGAGAGAGAGCGGUAUCGCGAACGUCAUCGAGAAAGAGAAGGAGAACGAGAGCGAAGGAGACCGAAAGAAAGAGAGCGGAAAAGAAAAAAAAGAUGACCAUUUAUAAAAUUGCGAGAGUGUAAGGGAAGGGCGUUCAUAAUGAUUGUUUAAUUCAUAUGGAAAAAAAGACUUUAAAAUUAAGGAUUUAUUUAUUAUAUAUGGA
Zophobas morio is the source of this 1387-nucleotide messenger RNA. RefSeq lists its product as uncharacterized. Gene Ontology annotation, biological process: regulation of transcription by RNA polymerase II. The coding region runs from base 631 to 1281 and encodes 216 amino acids. The record is from RefSeq and is a predicted model, not a curated record. Gene Ontology annotation, cellular component: nucleus. Lineage: Eukaryota; Metazoa; Arthropoda; Insecta; Coleoptera; Tenebrionidae. The transcript is spliced from 8 exons. Gene Ontology annotation, molecular function: cyclin-dependent protein serine/threonine kinase regulator activity.